Molecule: messenger RNA, 1080 nt
Organism: Cyphellophora attinorum
Lineage: Eukaryota; Fungi; Ascomycota; Eurotiomycetes; Chaetothyriales; Cyphellophoraceae
Exons: 2
Coding region: 1-1080 (359 amino acids)
Source: RefSeq, a predicted model, not a curated record
AUGAGCGUGCAUCAUCCGUGUGUGCUGAUGGGGAAUGCGGGUGGUGAGGUCUCGGCGACGAAUUAUCUGAGGAGUGUGUUGGCGACGAAGUCGAGAAAUAGGCCGGGCAAAGGGGCUUGGAAUUUGAAGGUCGUAAGAGCAGACUGGAGAGAAAAUAAGGGCAUGAGUUCAGGGAGCACCGAGAAAACUGAGGAACGAGCGGAUGGUGAUGUUGCGAUGACCGAAAAUGGGCAGAUUGAGGUGCCUUCUACUGCUGCUGGCGCAAAUGACGUACCGAACCCGAAAUCCGAACACGAACCCAGCACAACUGACCUCUACCACAGCCAGCCAACACGCAAAGGCAUAACGCGCCUCGUCUUCGGCUGGCGCGCUACGCCCGUCGAAAUCGGAAGACACGAGCAGAAGGACAAGGAACGGGACGCGGCGAUCGCGACAAACCGUGGACGGCCUAAGAAGGAAUCGCCGCGUCCAGCGGAUGGAGAACGGGAGCGUGAAGCAGAACAACGAAAAGGCGCCAAUGCCGAGGUUAACACGUCUGUUUCAGAUCUUACCGCUGACCCGGCCGUCAGUAACGCCCUGGUGCAGAAUGCAAAUCAGUCACAAGGACCACAGCCGCCAUCAAUAGCGCUCACCAACACAUCUCCAUCGCAGCUAGAUCCCAAGCCCGCACAAAUCAAAGCAACGACGGAGGCGAUCUUCGAGGAAGAGCAAGCAGUCACGGCGCUGGCAUGGAGUCAGGACCGACGUACAGCUGGGUGGGCGGCGGUUGGAUGGGGAAGUGGGUUGGUCAUGGUGACAGAUGAGAAGGGGAAGGCGGAGUGGGAGGUGGCGUAUGAGGCGGACUUGGAGGUGGAUCUGGAGUCGGAUCGGCUGGAAGAUCCCCCGUCGAGUACGAGCGAGCCCUCUAUGCCGCCACAGGACGAGGUCCACCGCGGCCACCUCUUCCGCCGCGUCCGCUAUUCUCACCUCCACGUCCACCACGUCCGCGGUAUCCGUCGCCACGUCCGCCUCGACCUCGGAAGUCACCACGGUGGCCCCCUCGAGCACGUCCGCCACCACCACGGCCGCCUCGGCCCUUAA